GCAUGGUGAUCCCCACGGAGCUUGGGCUUAAAACAGAUGUUGUAGACGCGCCGGUCCGCAUGCCUCGAUGCAAGCUGGUAAGUAGACUGUAUAUUAGCAUUAUUGAUGAAGUGGGGCCCACUUUCUGGGUCCCGCGAUCUGUAGAGCCGUCGGGAUAAGAUAAUGAAAUGCAAGUUGCAAAGCAAACCAUCUUCCCCUGUGCUUCUACCAUACCCUAAGCAUCCGAUCUCUCUGCAAGAUGACGAUUCCUGAAAUGAGAAUAGGGAGGAAAAAGGUACGAGCCCCUUUCGUCGUUUCAGCAACGGCAAACACAGGAAAAAGAAGAAGAAGACCCACCGCUCGAAAGCCAGCCCCAAUCAAAGAAGUCCCACUAGAACAAAAGAAGAUACAGAGAGAGAAUGAUGAAGAAAAUGAAGAUAGUCUGCUAAAAGAAUCCAACCAUCCAAAUCCAAUAUCAGAUUGGGUGAUCACCAUCGAAGAGAAGAUCAACGCUGCUGGCCCCCCUUGUGAAAGAGGAUGCCCAUGGGCCCACCACUGCAUCUUCAGGGUCCCACGAAACCUCCUAGAGAUGGAUCCGAAAUCCUACAUCCCCCAGAUUGUCUCCAUUGGCCCUUACCACAAUGGCAAAUCCCACCUCCAGGAAAUGGAAUCGCACAAGUGGCGGUUCCUCCGCCACCUUCUCGACCGCACAGGCCACCACGUGGAGAUGUAUCUUGACGCCAUGUCACAGCUCGAAGAUCAUGCGCGCCACUGCUAUGCAGGGCUCAUCAAGGAAAUGAACGCUCGAGAAUUCGUGGAGAUGAUGCUAAUCGACGCUUGUUUUAUACUCGAACUCCUCCGCACCUCCAUACAAGGAAUCAUACACUGUGGCUACUCAUGGGGGGAUCCAAUAUUCACCACACGCGGUGUCGUUCCAUGCAUCCAACGCGACAUGCUUAUGAUCGAAAACCAGCUUCCCUUAUUCGUUCUUGACCGUUUGUUCACCCUGACGGCCGGACCAGAUGAGACCGACUCAGUAGCCCAACUCGCUCUCCAGUUCUUUGACUCAGUUAUCCCCGGAUGCCAGAAUGAAAACACCCAUUUAUUUAAUUCUAAUGAUUAUGGCUUUCAUCUUCUUCAUCUAAUCCGUCAAAGCCUACUCCCAUCGCCACGGGCCACAUUUACGAAGAUCAGAACAGAUCACCAACCUCAGCUAAUGGUGCACUGUGUCACUAAUCUGAGGGAAUCUGGCAUCAAAUUCCGAAAGAAGAGAUCAGACAAAUUCAUGGAUAUCAAAUUCCAUAAUGGUGUCCUUGAAAUCCCACCGUUGGUUAUCCAUGACUCUACCAAGUCCAUCUUCCUCAACCUCAUGGCAUUUGAGCAGUGUUACCCGCAUUGCAGCAACGACGUCACGUCUUACAUAAGCUUCAUGGAUGGUCUGAUCAACUCUUCCCAAGACGUGGGCUAUCUACGCCAACAGGGGAUUAUAGAUCAUGGGCUGGGGAGCGAGGACGACGUGGCACGGCUCUUCAACGGUCUGUGUAGAGAGAUCGCGUUCAACAUGAAUGAUUGUUAUCUUUCGCACGUGUCUGAUGAGGUGAAUAAGUACUUCGAUCGGAGGUGGCACGUGUGGCGGGCUAGCUUGAAGCAUGAGUAUUUUCGCCAUCCGUGGGCCAUCAUUUCUCUUGUGGCUGCGAUUCUUCUGAUCGGCCUCACGCUCGCGCAGACAUUCUACACAAUUUUUCCUUACUACGUUCCUUCCUCUUAGAUGACUUUGAGUUUUCGUUAUUUUGACCAUUGUACUCAGCUUUCCAUUUGCGUUUUCAUUUUGGAAACGUGCGGCCAUGGCUCAGUGAUCCAAACCGUUGAUAUAAUGGACCAGGCCACGAAAAUGCCCGAAAUUGGAAGAUCCUGGAUACUGAAUGUUUUGCCUGUUGUAGGUUGAAUGUGAACCAUUGGUGUAUUUUCUUUCA
Messenger RNA from Magnolia sinica, 1952 nucleotides. RefSeq names its product UPF0481 protein At3g47200-like. NCBI's taxonomy places the organism in Eukaryota, Viridiplantae, Streptophyta, Magnoliopsida, Magnoliales, Magnoliaceae. Bases 239 to 1747 code for a protein of 502 amino acids. The transcript has a single exon. The record is from RefSeq and is a predicted model, not a curated record.